Molecule: messenger RNA, 1864 nt
Organism: Eptesicus fuscus (big brown bat)
Lineage: Eukaryota; Metazoa; Chordata; Mammalia; Chiroptera; Vespertilionidae
Gene: PNPLA1
Product: patatin like phospholipase domain containing 1
Exons: 8
Coding region: 255-1829 (524 amino acids)
Biological process (GO): lipid homeostasis; triglyceride catabolic process
Cellular component (GO): cytoplasm; lipid droplet; membrane
Molecular function (GO): triacylglycerol lipase activity
Source: RefSeq, a predicted model, not a curated record
CGGGCAGAGGGAGGACUCUGCGGAGAUGAAGCGAGCCGCGCCAUGAAACCAGGGGCCUGGGGACCUGCGCACACCUGGGCCUCCUUCACCCCGUCCUGGCGCGCCCCCACGGGUGCCCGCCGCCCGGAGAGCCGCCCCGUCCCAGGCGCCGGGCCGGCAGGGAAGCUUGGCAGCCGGUUCCCACGGGGGGGCCGGCCCCGCUCGGGCAGGCCAGCUGAGGGGUGACUCUCCCCACCCGGGCCCAGGCUGAGGAGAUGGAGGAACAGGUGUUCAAGGGGGACCCGGACACCCCCCACUCCAUCUCCUUCUCGGGCAGCGGCUUCCUCUCCUACUACCAGGCUGGGGCGGUGGACGCCCUGCGGGACCUGGCCCCCCGGAUGCUGGAGACCGCCCAUCGCUUCGCCGGGACGUCGGCGGGCGCGGUGAUCGCCGCCCUGGUCAUCUGCGGCAUUGAGAUGGAUGAGUACCUGCGCGUCCUCAACGUGGGCGUGGCCGAGACAAAGAAGUCCUUCCUGGGGCCGCUGGCGCCCUCCUGCGGGAUGGUGCAGAUGAUGCGGCGGUUUCUGUACCAGGCCCUGCCUGAGGACUCCUACAAGGCCGCCACCGGCAAGCUGCACGUGAGCCUCACCCGCUUCACCGACGGAGAGAGUGUCGUGGUUUCAGAGUACACGUCCAAGGAGGAGCUCAUCGAGGCCCUGUACUGCAGCUGCUUUGUCCCCGUGUACUGCGGCCUCAUCCCCCCGACCUACCGCGGCGUGCGGUACAUCGACGGCGGCUUCACGGGCAUGCAGCCCUGCUCCUUCUGGACGGACGCCAUCACCAUCUCCACCUUCAGCGGCCAGCAGGACAUCUGCCCCCGGGACUGCCCCGCCAUCUUCCACGACUUCCGCAUGUUCAACUGCUCCUUCCAGUUCUCCCUGGAGAACAUCGCCAGGAUGACCCACGCCCUGUUCCCCCCAGACCUGAUGGUCCUGCACAAUUACUACUACCGAGGGUACGAAGAUGCCGUUCUGUACUUGAGGCGGCUGAAUGCUGCUUACCUCAAUUCUCCCUCCAAGAGGGUGAUUUUCCCCCGGGUGGAAGUGUACUGCCAGAUAGAACUCGCCCUUGGCAACGAGGGCCCGGAACACAGUAAGCCGAGCCCCCAAGCGGAGCAGGGCGGUCUGGAAGAAUCCACGCAGCUUCCCACACAAUGGGAUCCCAAAGAGCAAGAAAGCGGUGGCCAUGGUCCACUUGGGUCCCCACCUAUACAGACACCCGAAUCCACACAUGAGUGGCCUGUGGAGUCACCCGCUCCACCACCUGUCUCUUCAUCUGAGCAGUCACCUACAGCGACACUGGGCUCUUCAUCGUCACGCUCUCCAGCUGACUUGCCACCUGUGUCACUCCCAGCUGUGCCCUCACCGCCCAGCUCAACUCCUGGUCUGUCACCUGAGCCACCACAGAAGCAGGUACAACUGACUGGAUCACCACCCGAGUCCCCACCCUCCCAGCCAUCUCUGUCACUCAGGCCACGUCCGGGGCCUUCAGCUGGGAGGGCACCUCACACGUUGCCUCGAUGUUCUUCGACAUCCCCUGCACAGCCACCUGUGGAGGAGCUGGGCUCAGCACGGCCCCAAGUUCCUCUGGCCUCUGUGAAUCCGCACAGCACCGCGCCUCUGGCCACCGUGAAGGAGACCAGCAGCCAGCCGGAUGCCGCGGCGAGCCCUGCCGGAGACUCCAACUGCGUGAACAAGGCAUUCAAGAAGAACAAACCAAAGACAAGUGGCACCAGAAGAGGCUUCCCGAGACACCCACGAUCCAAAAAGCCAGGCAGCAAAGUGCAGUGAGCAUGGCUAACGUUUCUUACAUCCCACGGGCAGGA